CACUGGCGUGCAUCUCCCUGCCCGAUCGACACAAGCGCCAACGGUCCAUCUCUCUGCCGGUCCGUCCAUCUGCCCUGCCGCUCCUCCGGACUGCUUCCCCCCCCUCCCACGCACUCAUAAGAACACCGCAGCACACAUGUCGUCCCAGGCCGCCAUCAACUCCCUUGUCGAUCUGCUUGCAUCCAAGCUCAAGCGUCUCCAGGUCCGCGGCUCCUACAACGUCGCCAUCGAAACCGCAGGACUGUUGCGCAAGGUCACCUCGGCGUCCCGAUGGAAUUCGCUGCAGAGCCUGAUCUCGACCAUCAAGGACGUCGGAAGGCGGCUCAUUGCCGCCCGGCCCAUCGAAAUCGCCGUCGCCAACAUCGUCCGACGAGUGCUCUAUCUGGCCCGCGAGGAAUACGAGGCCCUGGUGGAGCAGCACAUCAAUACCCACGGCUCGGCCGACACAUUCGAUCUCAACGAUCGAGACACCAUGUCAAAUUUCCGUGGUAUCCUUGCCGAGAGUAUUGCCGAAUUGGUCGACGAACUCACCAGCGCCAGCGCCAACAUCUCCGGACAGGCCCUGGAGCAUAUCCAUUCCAACGAAAUCAUCAUGACCAUCGGAUACUCGCAGACAGUCGAGGCGUUCUUGAAGGAGGCCGCCAAGGUUCGCAAGUUCCAAGUGAUCGUUGCCGAGACAGCGCCUCAUUUUGAGGGCCACCAAAUGGCUCUGGCACUGUCGACUGCGGGCAUCGACACGACCGUGAUCUCGGACUCUGCCAUCUUUGCAGUUAUGGCCAGAGUCAACAAGGUUCUUUUGGGCACACAUGCUGUCACGGCCAACGGCGGCUUGGUUACUGUCGGCGGAAGCUUGAUCAUGGCUUCGGCUGCGAAGCAUCACUCCACCCCCGUCGUUGUCUGUGCGGGACUAUACAAACUCUCCCCGCUGUACCCCUACGACACCGACAUCUUCAAUCUCUGCGUGAGCCCCGAUCCCGUCUACAACUUCCAAGAAGGUGAUAUGAUCGACAAGAUUGAUGUCAUCAACCCCUUCUUUGACUACGUCUCGCCCGAGCUCGUCAACUUGUUCAUCACCAACGUCGGUUCACACCCGCCGUCGUACAUCUACCGACUUUUGACAGAGUCGUACAGCUCGGACGACAACGAGCUCUGAUCGUCGCGGACUGCUUGUUGCGCUUGUGCUCGGCAGUCGACAGUAACUGCGACCUCAAACCUCACCCCUUUCGUUCGGGAUUCAUCUCUCCCACCUGCACUCACUUGCUGGGCAGUUUGUUGUAUAUCACCUUCCUCCCGACUGCAGCCCUCUCAGGAUCAAAUAUAGUUCAGACCAGAGAGCACGGGACACCCCA
Molecule: messenger RNA, 1349 nt
Organism: Polychytrium aggregatum
Lineage: Eukaryota; Fungi; Chytridiomycota; Chytridiomycetes; Polychytriales
Exons: 7
Coding region: 137-1153 (338 amino acids)
Biological process (GO): translational initiation
Cellular component (GO): eukaryotic translation initiation factor 2B complex
Molecular function (GO): translation initiation factor activity; guanyl-nucleotide exchange factor activity
Source: RefSeq, a predicted model, not a curated record